Molecule: messenger RNA, 1568 nt
Organism: Liolophura sinensis
Lineage: Eukaryota; Metazoa; Mollusca; Polyplacophora; Chitonida; Chitonidae
Product: calcitonin gene-related peptide type 1 receptor-like
Exons: 13
Coding region: 372-1568 (398 amino acids)
Biological process (GO): cell surface receptor signaling pathway; adenylate cyclase-modulating G protein-coupled receptor signaling pathway
Cellular component (GO): plasma membrane
Molecular function (GO): G protein-coupled peptide receptor activity
Source: RefSeq, a predicted model, not a curated record
CUGCCUUAAUGCUGAUUGCUGUGCUUUAGUGUCAAAUGGACUUGCGCGGAACUGCUCUUGAGAACGUCAUAGCCUAGCGCUAAGCCGAUCGGUCUCCUGUGGUAGUCAGAAUCUCUGGACCCACCUGGCCAAUGCAGGCUCAGUAGCACAGAGGGAUGAGAGAUGCCGUAGUCGCCAGUUGCCUGUUCGGUUAUGCUCUCCUGUGAGUCUAUGCCAUACUUGCCGACAGUAACCUGAUCAAUCAAGAUGAACUUUUCGGCGUUUCCCCGUCCGUCCGAAGUAGAGCGCGAAGAGUGUUACCGUAAGCUUCCUAGGAGUCCAGAUUUAAAGAAUCAUGCGCAUUGUAACCGAACUCUGGACAGCUGGGGCGGAUGCUGGCCGAGACCCCAGCGGGAGAAGUCGCCUCUAUACCCUGUCCACCACAUCCAGUCUUUGACACCUCCAGAUUUGCUCACAAAGAAUGCAUGGAAAACGGAAGCUGGUUUGUGGAUCCGGAGUCCUUAACGGAAUGGGCUAAUUAUUCAGAGUGCAUCAACCAGGAGACGCACAUGUACGAACCUGACUACGGACCGAUUCAUGCUUUUGUUGGAGGGUACGCCUUGUCCAUUGUUAUGCUACUUGCAGCCACAGCCAUCAUGUGCUCCUUCAGGCAGCUGCGAUGUGAACGGAACGCCUUACACAAGCACCUGUUCGUCUCGUUUAUCUUGAAUGGCAUCUGUUGGAUUCUGUAUUUCCUAGUCGCUGUCACGAACGGUCACGUGUUGAUCACUAAUCCGAUUUGGUGCCAGUUCCUCCACUGCAUAUGUAACUACUUUGCCGUCUGUAAUUUUUUCUGGAUGUUCUGUGAAGGGUUUUACCUGCACACUCUGAUUGUCUCCGCCUUCCACACCGGCAAGCUCUUCAUGGCCUGUUGCAUCCUCGGCUGGGGGGCCCCUUUCCUGUUGAUAGUUAUUUAUUGCGUAAUCCGAGCUACAGACGAUGGUCACACCGAACACUGUUGGAGCGGUAACAGCGUCUAUGUGUGGAUAAUAUAUGGCCCCGUUAUCACGUCAUUACUGGCCAAUUUUGCAUUCCUAAUUAACAUAAUCCGUGUGAUAAUUCGGAAGUUACGAGAUUUUGACGCCCCUAAUACCUCACAGACGAGGAAGGCAGUCCGUGCCACAAUUAUUUUGGUUCCGUUACUUGGACUACAGUACCUUCUGCUCCCCUUCCGGCCUAGCGAGGACAGCGGUUUCCAGGAGACCUACGCUUAUCUGUCCGCCCUGGUGACGUCUUUACAGGGCGCCUUGGUCGCUUUGAUCUACUGUUUCUUGAACGGAGAGGUCAUCAGUGUGAUUAAACGUCGCUGGCAGCAGAUAAACCUGAUGGAAGGACGCAGCGUCCGCCUCCAGGGGGCGCUCGUCUGGCCACCCACAAGCAUGACCUAUAUGGAAUCACACACGGCGGAUAAGAAAGAUUACGGGGUGUCCAAGUCUCGUCACACCGAGGAUUUCGGAGAGGGUGCACUUGAACUGGAAAAACUGAACGGUGACGUCACGGCGGACAAGACUUCUUCACACAGGUGUUGA